AUGAAGAAGAAGCCCAGCGGACUGCCAAGUGAGGCGGGGCAAAAAGAAGAACAAGGCCAGAGCACACCUCAGGCAUGGGCCAAGAACGAGUCAGAGGGUGGGUUCAGCUCCGACUCAUCUGUGGAGUUGGCGCCGUCCCUGAAAGUGGAUAAGCCAGCUCAGCCGAGGCAGUCCAUACCCGGAUUCAGACGCAACCGCAGCUGGCAGGAACCGGAACCCCGCCCAGAAGUUCAGCGGGUGCUGAACAGCUUGACCUCCUUCCGUUCAGCCAUGGUUGCCAGCCAGAAGCAGAUGCUGCAACUUCUCGACGAUGAAUUAGAGCGUCUCAAAACAGGUGCAGCAGCUGCAGUUGUGCCAAGCGGACGCAAGAGCCAAACAAGCACCACCAGCGAGGUCAGACGAUUUUCCUUCCCCUCCCCAUUCGCGCUUCUGCCAGCAGUGCAGAAGCAACGCAAACGCCGAAUGUCCUGGAUUCAGAAGACCAGUCCAGCCGAGCCCCCUGCGCCAUCACCAGCUGCUAUUCCUUCUUUGUUGGAGGGCGAGGUGGCCAAUUUGACUCGAGACGAGAAGGAGAAGAUCCGUAAGGAUGCAGAUGAGCAGCAGCAAAAAGGCUUGCUUACGCAGCUGGAUCCGGAACUUGCUCGCAGUAUGGUUCGCAAGCGUGCCACGAUCGACUUCGGAGACCCCGUGGCCGUAGCAGAGCCCAGCGGACGCUUGUACCGGCUGGCUAUUCAUCCAUACUUUGAGCGCGUGACCAUGGCUGUGAUCUUCUUGAACGCUAUGUGGAUAUCGGUGGACAUCGAAUUCAACAAGGCUGAAAUUUUGUCUGAAGCCGAGCCAGGCUUCAUUCUGGUGGAGAACCUCUUCUGCGUGUUCUUUUCCUUCGAACUCUUCGUCCGCCUCUGGACCUACACGCGCACCUGCAACGCGCUGAAGGACAUUUGGUACUUGUUCGACGUUUUCCUGAUGAUGUUAAUGUCCUUCGAGACAUGGAUCAUGCCUUUGGCGCAUGCCAUCACACAGACAACCGGCGACACCAUGACAGGAGGAGCAUCUGUCCUCCGUGUCGCUCGUGUGCUGCGAGUUCUCCGGACAGCAAGGAUGGCUCGACUGGUGCGACUGAUGCCUGAGCUGAUGAUUCUGAUCAAAGGCAUGAUGGUGGCUUGCCGCUCCGUGUUCUUCACUCUGGUCCUGCUGCUCAUGUUUACCUAUGUCUUCAGUGUAGCUUUUGUCCAGUUCAGCCGCGGAAAUGUUGUCCUCGAGACGAGUUUCUUCGGCUCAAUGGGCACAGCCAUUUGGACCUUGCUGCUGAGAUGCAUCCUCACCGACCAACAGUUCAUAAUCGAGGCAGUUGCGGAGGAGAGCUGGAUCAUGGCGGCUCUGGUUAUGGUAUUCAUUUUGUUCGGGUCGCUGACCGUGAUGAAUAUGCUGCUUGGAGUCCUCGUGGAGGCGGUGAAGACUGUAUCAACGAUCGAACGUGAGCAGCUGGAAGUCGACUUCGCCAAGAAGCUCAACGCUGAUGUUGCCAAAGAGAACGUGCGAAACCGUGCCGUGAAAGAGUUCGAACAGCGUCCCAUAGAGGAGGGAGUGCUUGCAAGUAUAGCGACACAUCCGUGGUUUGAGCGCAUCACAAUGGCGGUGAUCCUGCUCAAUGCGAUAUGGAUUGGCAUCGACAUAGAGAUGAAUGAAGCUGACGUUCUUGCGGAAGCCGACGUGAGUUUCAUUUUGGCUGAGAACUUCUUUUGUUUCUUCUUCACUGGCGAGCUUCUGCUCCGAUUUAUGAUAUACACUCGCAAGAUCUACGCGAUGAAAGACAUGUGGUUUCUGUUCGACCUGUUCCUAGUGAUCCUGAUGAUCGUGGAGACUUGGAUCAUGCCGCUGGUGCACGUUUUCUCUACGAGCUCAGCUGGCGCAUCUACUGGAGGGCUGUCCGUUCUCCGAGUCGCACGGGUCAUGCGCGUGCUACGAACGGCUCGGAUGGCCCGCUUAGUGCGCCUAAUGCCAGAGCUGAUGAUCUUGGUGAAAGGGAUGAUGGUGGCCUUUCGUUCAGUGUUUUUCACACUGCUUUUGCUGCUGCUGGUGACCUACAUAUUUGCGGUGGCCUUCAUGCAGUUUAGCCGGGGCACGCCUCUAGCGUCGCCAAGCGGACCGACUGGCGUGUUCAGCUCCAUGGGUAAGUCAGUGGAAACCCUCAUCCUGGGCACUGUUCUCACAGAUCAAGCCGGCCUAAUAAUUGAAGUGGGCAAGGAGAGCUGGAUUAUGGCGAUUCUACUUCUGAUUUUCAUUCUUGUGGGCUCGCUCACUGUGAUGAACAUGCUGCUAGGAGUUCUCGUAGAAGCCAUCAAGACAGUGUCCACCAUCGAGCGCGAGCAACUUGAGGUUGAUUUCGCCAAGCGUGUCCUUUGGGAGAUGAUCUCAAAAGGAGAGGCUGACUCAGAUGGAGAUAACAGAAUCUCAGAGGAGGAAUAUAUGAAUGUUUUACGCAAGCCAGAGGCUGUCACUGCCCUGACCAGCUUGGGAGUGGAUGUUGAGGCAGCUUUGGAUUAUGGUAAGCUGUUGUUCGAAGACGGCAUGCCGCUGACAUUUGGGGAGUUCAUGCGCGGCAUUCUAACUCUUCGAGGCUCCAACCAGACAACCGUCAAGGACAUUGUGGACCUUCGCAAGUUCACAGCCGACGAAUUCUCGCAGGUUCACGACGUCUUGAAUGGCUUGUCACAGUUUGUGGUGGCGCACUCCGCAGGACUAGCUUGA
Molecule: messenger RNA, 2751 nt
Organism: Symbiodinium pilosum
Lineage: Eukaryota; Dinophyceae; Suessiales; Symbiodiniaceae
Source: the annotation of a GenBank genome assembly